AUGGGACAGACACGCAAUAAACACGAAAGUCUUAAUAGACAUCGAUACUUGAAUUCUUUAUUUCCUGGUGAAAACUCCACUGCCGUCUAUGGAAUAAAUCAGUUUUCUUAUUUGUUCCCUGAAGAGUUUAAAGCUAUUUAUUUACGAAGCAGACCUUCCAGUUUUCCCCGGUUUCUGGCGGACGUGCACACAUCCAUCUCCAACCUGUCUUUGCCGUUAAGAUUUGACUGGAGGGACAAGCACGCCGUCACCCCAGUGAGGAACCAGCAGACAUGCGGCGGAUGCUGGGCCUUCACCGUGGUAGGAGCAGUGGAGUCCGCGUGCGCCAUAAAAGGGCAGCCUUUGGAGGCACUGAGUGUCCAGCAGGUCAUAGACUGUUCAUACAACAACUACGGCUGCAACGGAGGGUCCCCGCUCAACGCUUUGAACUGGCUCAAUAAGAUGCAAGUGAAGCUGGUGAGAGAUUCAGAAUACCCGUUUAAAGCCCAGAAUGGUCUGUGCCGCUACUUUUCUGACUCACAUUCUGGAUUUUCAAUCAAAGGUUAUUCUGCCUAUGACUUCCGUGACCGAGAAGACGAAAUGGCAAAAGCACUGUUUACCCUGGGCCCUCUGAUAGUGGUAGUAGAUGCCGUGAGCUGGCAAGAUUAUCUGGGAGGCAUCAUACAGCAUCAUUGCUCUAGUGGAGAAGCAAAUCACGCCGUUCUGGUAACCGGCUUCGAUAAAACAGGAAGUACCCCAUACUGGAUCGUGAGGAACUCCUGGGGAACUUCCUGGGGCAUAGACGGCUGUGUCCACAUAAAAAUGGGAGGAAACGUUUGUGGUAUUGCAGAAUCUGUUUCUGCUGUAUUCGUGUGA
This is a messenger RNA of Lipotes vexillifer (Yangtze River dolphin), 855 nucleotides long. RefSeq names its product cathepsin O (gene CTSO). Gene Ontology annotation, biological process: proteolysis. The transcript has 8 exons. NCBI's taxonomy places the organism in Eukaryota, Metazoa, Chordata, Mammalia, Artiodactyla, Lipotidae. The coding region runs from base 1 to 855 and encodes 284 amino acids. The record is from RefSeq and is a predicted model, not a curated record. Gene Ontology annotation, molecular function: cysteine-type peptidase activity.